Molecule: messenger RNA, 360 nt
Organism: Symbiodinium sp. CCMP2592
Lineage: Eukaryota; Dinophyceae; Suessiales; Symbiodiniaceae
Source: the annotation of a GenBank genome assembly
AUGCAGGAGACACCUGCUGCAGCAGACCCCAGUGAUACCGAGGCUGCAGAGAGGAUCCCCGAAAUCAAGUCCCAAGCCGUGGAUGAGUACCUUGGACCUACAAGGUGUCCCCCCGGCCAGAUCAACAAGGAGCCCUGGAACGACGCCAGCGACGUCGUCCAUGGAGAUAGUGCGAAAAGUAUGGAUGGAGCGGCACCCCUCCUUUUGGGCCGCGAGCGGUAUGCGGCCGACCAGAAAGAUGAGUCGCGGACAGACGCUUGGUUUGUUUUGGGAGCUUGGGAUCGGGAUCGGAUACGGCUGCCAAGCAGAGCAGAAAGGCUGCAAAGGCCUGCCGGGCAAAUUCUUUUGCAACUCGCGUGA